Messenger RNA from Zea mays, 2129 nucleotides. Lineage: Eukaryota; Viridiplantae; Streptophyta; Magnoliopsida; Poales; Poaceae. The record is from RefSeq and is a predicted model, not a curated record.
GCAGCCUCUCGACCUCUGGCUUCAGCAGCUCCAUGGAUCUCUCUUGGGGUCUAUAAAUAAACGCUCCAAAGAAAGCAAGGCAGCAAAAGCUGCUCAUCACCGAUGGCCACGGCUAACACAAGCAAGCAAGCAAGUCACUGAGUAGCUAGCAGUAUAUACCACCAUAAAAACAACACACACACACGUGCGCUAAUAAGCUAAGCUUAAGGUAGCUCCUCUCUAUCUCCGGCUAGCUCGGACGGACGACGUUGCCAUGGCUGCUCAACUGCAUCACGCACUAUACGAGCUGCUGCACGAAGCAGCAGCAGCGCAACGAGCGCUGCUGCUCGCGAUCCCCUUCUCCCUGCUGCUCCUGCCGCUCCUGCUCCGCUACCUCGCGGCGUCGGCGUCGGCGUCGGCGUCGGCGACAAAGAACGACGGAGCGGCGGCGGUGGCGGCCAGCGACCCCGACAAGCUCUUGAGCCUGCUGCCGUCGCCGCCCAUGAAGCUCCCCAUCAUCGGGCACCUGCACCUGAUGGGGGACAUCCCCUACGUGUCCCUCGCCGCGCUCGCCACCAGGUACGGCCCGGACCUGAUGCUGCUCCGCCUCGGCGCCGUGCCGACCGUGGUGGUCUCGUCGCCGCGCGUCGCCGAGGCCGUGCUCCGCACCUACGACCACGUCUUCUCCUCCCGCCCGCGCUCCCUGGUGUCCGACAUCAUCAUGUACGGCGCCACCGACUCGUGCUUCGCGCCCUACGGCGACCACUUCCGCAAGGCGCGGAAGCUGGUCACCGUGCACCUGCUCAACGCCAGCAAGGUGCGGUCGCAGCGGCCCGCGCGGGAGGAGGAGGUGCGCGGCGCGCUCGACAGGGUGCGCCGCGCCGCCGCCGCGCGGGAGGCCCUGGACAUGAGCGAGCUCCUGCACUCCUUCGUCAACAACCUCGUCUGCCGCGCCGUCUCGGGCAAGUUCUCCAUGGAGGAAGGCCGCAACAGGCUGUUCCGGGAGCUCACCGACAUCAACGCGGGACUCCUCGGAGGGUUCCACAUCCAGGACUACUUCCCUAGCCUGGGCCGGAUCGAGCUCGUCAGGAAGGUGGCGUGCGCCAAGACCAGGCGCGUCAGGAAGCGCUGGGACGACCUCCUCGACAAGCUCAUCGACGACCAUGCGGCCAGGAUGGCAACCCAUCAGGACGAGGACGACGAUAAGGACUUCAUAUACGUCUUGCUGUCUCUUCAGAAGGAGUAUGGCCUCACCAGAGACCAUAUCAAGGCUAUCUUGAUAGACAUGUUCGAGGCCGGAACCGACACCUCGUACAUGACGUUGGAGUUCGCCAUGACGGAGCUCAUACGGAAGCCACACCUGAUGAAGAAGCUGCAGGAAGAAGUGCGGCGGAACGUGCCGGCGGGGCAGGAGAUGGUCACCGAGGACAACCUCCCCGGCAUGACCUACCUCAAGGCCGUCAUCAAGGAGACGCUCCGCCUGCACCCGCCGGUCCCGCUCCUCCUCCCGCACUACUCCCUGGACGCCUGCGAGGUCGCCGGCUACACCAUCCCGGCCAACACCCGCGUCGUCGUCAACGCCUGGGCGCUCGGCCGCCACAGCGGCUACUGGGAGCGCGAGAACGAGUUCGUCCCGGAGAGGUUCCUCAGCGGGGACGUGGCCGGCGGCGUCGACCUCAAGCCCAACGAGUUCCAGUUCCUGGCGUUCGGGUCCGGCCGGAGGAUGUGCCCCGGGGUCCACUCGGCGUCCGCGACCAUCGAGGCGAUGCUGUCCAACCUCAUGUACCGGUUCGACUGGCAGCUGCCGGCGGGGAUGAAGGCGGAGGACGUGGACAUGACCGAGGUGUUUGGGAUCACGGUCUCGAGGAAGGAGAAGCUGCUCCUAGUCCCACAGGCUGCGUGAGGAUGAUGAUGAUACUAGUGCAAUGCGAUACAGGGUUUUAAAUUAGUAACACCAAAGGCUGUGUUACUGGACCUUAAUUAAUAAUUAAUAAAUGUGCUACUACUAUAUAGCCAGGCUUCACAGUGACACAUACUUCUAUUGCCCAUGCUACAUAUAUGUGUUCUUAUUUACAUCCCCAAUAAGUGUUAUUGUGUUGUAUCACAUUUACCUAUAUAUAUCAAAUGGAACAUUUCUCCAAGUGCUACAA